AUGCGCCGAGAAACUGUUUUACUCGUUCUCUUUGGAAUCGUAAUUUGUCAAAAGAAGAAUCCAUGGAAUGCUGAAACUGCCGAUCAGCGACUUGAUGAUGUGAUAACAAAUGAGUUUAAGGCGAGAGAUGCCGAUGGAAACGGGAAGGUUUCACCUAAAGAAAUUCGUACUUAUUAUGAAAACCAUCCGGAUAAAAUGAGCAAAGAAGGGCUCGAUUUUAUCGAUAGAAACUUCAACAAAGAAGGUGCUGCUGUCGAUCUGGAAGGCUACCGAAAGCUGAUAAAAGACUGGCUCACAGAAAAGGGAAGCGUCGAGAAGAUUCUCGUGGGAGUGUUCGGAAACAACACAAAGCAAUUACAAUCUCAUCAUGUUUGGCGUAAAACUACAAUCGCGCCAUAA
Molecule: messenger RNA, 399 nt
Organism: Caenorhabditis remanei
Lineage: Eukaryota; Metazoa; Nematoda; Chromadorea; Rhabditida; Rhabditidae
Exons: 3
Coding region: 1-399 (132 amino acids)
Molecular function (GO): calcium ion binding
Source: RefSeq, a predicted model, not a curated record